Pseudomyrmex gracilis is the source of this 2420-nucleotide messenger RNA. RefSeq lists its product as uncharacterized. The transcript has 6 exons. Bases 1 to 1422 code for a protein of 473 amino acids. Lineage: Eukaryota; Metazoa; Arthropoda; Insecta; Hymenoptera; Formicidae. The record is from RefSeq and is a predicted model, not a curated record.
AUGAAUCUUAUGUUCCGCAAGAACUUCGGGGGCGAGAAGGGACCUGGUGGUGGUGGACUUGGAGGAGGACUCGGAGAGGUCAGGCCCGUUCUGGGCACUUACGGGACCGGCGGAACCUCAUUCGGCCAGUUAGGACCGCGUUUCGGAUCGUCGCGCGGCGGCGUCGGCCACACGUUGGUCGGCAGCACGCGUGGUCCGGUACGACGAAGCCGGGAGUUCGGCCAUUUUCCGUCGAUGGGCGAUCACGAGCACCAAGGACACGGUUACCGUACUCAUCUGUUCCUGUCGCCACCCACAGGUGGGCCGCUCGGCUCGCCACCCGAGGACUCAGGAGAGCGGCUGGGCCCGCCGCCGCGCCGCAACUCGGGACCUCAUGUGAUCAAGUGGGGAGGCGGCGGGCCCGGUGGUUCCGCGCAGGCAGCGCAGACCGCUAAUCAGGCCAGGCGGAAGCAGAACCAGAUCACCCAGAAGGAGCCUUCCGAUCCGCCGACGCCGACCGCGUCCAGGCAGCAGGUGUCCUUCAGCGGCAAUCGCGCUUCCGGUACUUACACACCCCUUGUGGUUUCCGGAAACAGUCCACCGCGAGGCGAACCGAUCUCGUUGGCCACCUUGGACCGCGACUGUUUCAUCAUACCUCUCGCUUCACUCGAGCGUUUUUUACCAGCGGGUGUGCCACAUGCACCAGUCGCCGAUAAAAAGAGACCGGGCAGUCCGCUGUCGGUUCUCGAGGUUGAGGACCCGAAGCAAUGUGUUCUCGCGCAUUUUAUGACACCGUUAGAGCCUCUGGACCCUUUGGUCGAAUCUCCAGUGUCUCGUCCGUUGGUGCUGCAACGCGACACCGCCGCGGAAUUGGUCGCCGAGAUAGCACCCACCGCGUCGCAAAGUAUUUUACUCACAAAUAUGGAGAAGAACGCGGACUUCCCGUUCAUCACGUAUUAUCUGAUAAACAAGCAGAACACGGAUCCGCUAGACUUUUACAACGAGGUUCAGUGCGCGGCCCUGCGUAAGUUCGACCCGCGAGAUCUCAGAUACGCGGCCAGUCACACGUUGGACCUGUUCAACGAGGUGGCGACCAUCGCGAGACCACCGCUCGAACCGCCCGGUGGAAGACCGCCUAUUCCAUCCACCGGCUACAUAGUAUCGAUUUUCAAGGUUUUCGAGGGCGACGACGGUCUCAAAUUUGAACAAAAUUGGCUCUACUGGACAGGCGCGCGUAUGAUGUAUCGAUAUCUGCCGAAAUCGGUGGGUCUAAGACGCAUCACGUUGCACAAAUCGAUGUCGCAGGGCGACAAGAUGUAUUUGCUGAUCUGCGAGUGCUCCCAGUUGCAAGACAAUCUGUCGGCCGCGGCGAUACUUUUGCCGGCGCUACGUGCACGUCUCUGCGGCUACACCGGGCUCUAUAGACCCUCGGUGUGUUUCUGAUUCCUUACCCAGCUGCUGGAGUCUGCGUGGAGCAUCGUUUCGAAUCGCAUCACGUGUACCUCCGCGGAAAAAUCCAAGCGAAACGAAACGUAACUGAAGUCUUAGCGGGUGCCAAGAAAAAAGAUAAUUUGCAAGACUCGGAGAAUAAUAUCGUAAAACAAAAACGCUGCUGACGAACGAGACACUGUGAUUUCUUAUCGUACUAUCUAUAUCAUAAGGAGUGCAACUUCGUAUACGCUUUAGAUAAGUUUCGUCGAGAAUCGACGGAACGGCCUGCAUGCUCGACUAGAUACGCCACUGGACCCUGUUUGUAUUUUUCGACUUUACUAUUUCGUUCAUUGUGCAAAAAAAGUGAACGUCGCGGCAGUCGGGUCACCAAACGAGAUAAAAGUUGGAAAAAAAAAAAAAAAAAAAACGAAUUGAAACAAACCGAACAAUAAAAUUGUUACGUACGGAAAAUGCUGUGAAAUAUACGUAAUAAGAAAAUAUACGCAUAUAAGAAAAAUUAAGUGUGUCCAAAAUAAUCCAUUUAAGUAUAAAAAGAAUCUGCGACACUCAACUCCUCGGGAAAAUGUAAAACGAGAGAAAAAAAAAACGUUUGGUCAUCCUACGCAAGCGCAUAACCGCAACACACAUACUUUUAUUACUCUUGAUAACUAAUAAUCGCUAUCUACAUAUCAUACUCGAUAAACUGUGAUAUUCGAGCGAGCGGCGUACAUAUAUCACAAAAACGGGAUUAUCCCUCUCGGAAAAUCUACUCUUGUAAAAUGCUACUCUUGAAAUCAAAUUUAGGUGACUUAGGCACACACAAAGUAGCAGAAACUUUCGAAGGCCGACGCGGUAGAAACGUACAUAUAUAAACUUCAAGUCUUUUAUCGAUUAUCUUCAUAUUUGAUAUUGUAUAUCAGUAUACAAUCAGUAUACGCGAAUGUUAUUGACUCGCUCGUGGAAUCUGAUGCGAAUGUAGGUAAAUUGCAAUCUUAAAAAAAAAAAAAAAC